Molecule: messenger RNA, 753 nt
Organism: Ostertagia ostertagi
Lineage: Eukaryota; Metazoa; Nematoda; Chromadorea; Rhabditida; Trichostrongylidae
Source: the annotation of a GenBank genome assembly
AUGGUCGUGUUCAACACGCUUUCCAAUCUGCAGGCGAAAUCCGACCCUGGCGUAAGCCGAACGAUCUGUUGGGCGUUGGGCACUCUGCUUGAAGGCGACAGCGAGAUGCUGGGUGCUUGGGAAAACUCUCUCGAGAACCCCGCACUUGCGCCUGAAGUGUUCGGUGAAUUGCAUGACCGAGGCGUUGUGUCGAUCAGGUUCUGCGUCGGAGACGUCGCAGGCGCCGAGGCGAAGUUCGUGAACACAUUCCGCCAUGCUGGGCUCCUGCCUUCUGUCGAGGCUUCUCUUGCCCGCUUGGCCCCGCAGGCUGCUCCACGCCAUCGCGCAACGCUGGUGACGAACCUGCGCGCUACGGCGGAGGCCGGGAGCUUGGACGCGGCGGGGGCGGAACUCGCGAAAUUGCAAGCGUCAGAACCCGGCAAAAAGUGCGCUGCAAUCGUGCGUCAAUGGGGGGAGGCACUGGCAGGAUUUGAGCCGCUCUUCGACCUUGACGCAUCGCUGCGGGAACGGAUCAGUUCAGCGGAUCGCACAGCUGCAAAACUCAAUGAAAAAUUGAACCGCGAGAUCCAGCGCCACGGGCCGUUCUCCGACUCCGCGGCAGCAUUUGAUUUUGUCGUUGCCUGGCUUGCAAAAGCCGAACGUGGGCUUGAUCGCGACCGUGCCGUGCAGUCGAGUGCCAAGCGGUCCAGCCGGCGAUUCAGCCAAAGUCGUCCUUCAGCGACCGGUGCGUCAGGCGUGCCGACCUUGGUCUAA